This is a messenger RNA of Cuscuta epithymum, 2968 nucleotides long. Lineage: Eukaryota; Viridiplantae; Streptophyta; Magnoliopsida; Solanales; Convolvulaceae. The record is from the annotation of a GenBank genome assembly.
AUCCAGAACCUCCGGUUGCUGGUGGCCGAGCCCUUCAAAGCUCAGGCUGGAUUAGGUGCGUCCGUUUGUACUUGUAUUGUUUUAACCUCUCUUCGCUGUUAUGGUUCUGAACGUCUUGAUCCCCUCUAUGCAGGAGUUUUCCCACCCACGUCCAUCAUGCGCCGAGAUAAUACCGCUCCGUCUGCCGCCGGUCGUGGGCACAAGGGGCAUGACAAGCCCGGGAAGCCGCUCGUCCCCAAGGUUGAAACUCGGGUGAUCAGGGCCCGGACUGAGGAUGAUUUGGGCGCCGGCGUCUCCAAGAGGCCGCGCGUCGAGGGUACAGCCUCCAAGGCCAUCAUAGUAGCCGACGACUCUGAUGGUGAGCCCGGGAGCCCCCUUAAGCGGAAGCCUGUCUCUCGGGGCAAGUCCCGUCCUUCUCCCCCACGAACUUCUGAUGUUCGUCGUCUCCGGGAUGAUGAUGCCCAGGUCGCUAAGGGUUUUGACGAUGCUCGUCCUCCUUCGCCCCCACAAGCCAAUGGGUCCUCCCUUGGUUUGAUUGAGUUCUCCGGGGUUGGUCCACGCAAGGAGUCAAUGAUGCUCUUUGGUCAAACAGCAUCCUCUAUAUGGUGCGGCCUGAAUCUCAAGGUCCCCCAGGACUUCGCUGCUCAGGAGGCACCCGAGGACCUUCUGGAGUGUGGUCAGAGCACUUUGGACAAAGCCGGGCUCUACUUCCACAGGGCCCGGAUGGCCUUCGAGCAUCAAGGCAGGGAAAUGGCCAGGGUCCGGGCCGAAAGCGACGCCCUUCUGAGGAAUGCAAAAGGCAGGGCCGGCACUCUUCAAGAGAAAGCCGAUGCCUACGAUAAGCUCGUCCAGGAGAAUGCCUCUCAGAAGGAGCUCCUCAAGAAGCAGGAGGCCGAGCUCGUGGAUCUUCGCAGCCGGAUGUGGGCCGUGGAGCAGGCCAAGGUGGAACUCCGCCAGACGGGCGUGGACAACCAUGUCCCUAUUUAUGAGGCCGAUGUUGCCAAGAUCAAGGAGUCUGGUUCCAUUGCCUUUCAGAAAUCCAAGGCUUAUACUGGCGCCAUCCACACCAUGGCUAUGAAGUUCCUCCCGCGGCUCGUUGGCGAGUUCCUGGCCACCUGCCCGGAUGCCUACCAGGAUGGGGUUAAAUUGCUCCAGGCCACCCCCACCGGACGUCGUUUCCUUGACGAUCUCGCCGAUGACACCUACCGCAAAGGUAUGGUUGGGCUAGUAGUGGAGAAUCUCCCGACGUUCGAGCGUCACUUUGGGGCUCCCUUCGAUCCGGAGGCGGCUGGUUUUGACGUCUUGAUGGCAGACGCUCAUGCAGGGGCCCUCGAGCUGCUGAAGGAGCAGGCGGAAGCCAGAGCCAGUGAAGAAUGCAAGCAGGCUCUUUCCAAGGUUCCAGCUCCGGACGUCGAUCAAAAGUGAUUCUCCGUUCAUGACCUUGUACUUGUACAAUUUUUCCCAUUAUUUUCAUUGUCUUGUAAUCUCCCGGCCAAUAGUACCGAAGAAUAAAAGAAUCAUUCUUUGCUCCUUGCUCUUCCGGCUUUUUUUUUUUUUUUUUUUUUUUUUUUUUGGAGUCUUUUAGUCUUCGUUCGUCCUUGGUCCCUGGUCCCACCGGCGUCCCUACUUCGAGGAGACGUUCGGUGUCCGCCGACAUCGCAAGGAUGAACGGGUUUAUCUACAUCGAGAUUCCCCCCUUUUCGUUCGUCCGUGGUCCUUUUAGCCUUACCGACGUCUCUUGCUUCGAAGAGGACGUUCGGUACCCAAGGACUCGCAGGGACGAACAGGUCUACCCUCACGGGUCCCCGACUUUGUUACCCCACGUCCAUCGAUCCAUGGUCAUUUGUGGGAUAAACAGGUUUAUCUUGGCAGGCUCCCUUGGUUCGUCUAGCCCCCUCCGCGUCUCUACUAACCUCUACACCGAGAGGCGUUCGUCUUCGGCGGUUGGAGAAGAUCUGGCACACCCGGGCAAGAUUCCCUUCUACAUAGGAGCUCCUCUCCUCUUCUCCCCAUUUUUUUUUUUUUUUUUUUUUUUUUUUUGGUGGAGGCAAUCCAUACUCUUCGUUCGUCCUUGGUCCCUGGUCCCGCCGGCGUCCCUACUUCGAGGAGACGUCCGGUGUCCGCCGACAUCGCAAGGAGGAACAGGUUUAUCUAUAUCGAGAUUCCCUGGUGCUUCGUCCGUCCUUGGUCCCUGGUCCCACCGGCGUCCCUACUUCGAGGAGACGUCCGGUGUCCGCCGACAUCACAAGGAGGAACAGGUUUAUCUACAUCGAGAUUCCCUGGUGCUUCGUUCGUCCUUGGUCCCUGGUCCCACCGGCGUCCCUACUUCGAGGAGACGUCCGGUGUCCGCCGACAUCGCAAGGAGGAACAGGUUUAUCUACCUCGAGAUUCCCUGGUGCUUCGUUCGUCCUUGGUCCCUGGUCCCACCGGCGUCCCUACUUCGAGGAGACGUCCGGUGUCCGCCGACAUCGCAAGGAGGAACAGGUUUAUCUACCUCGAGAUUCCCUGGUGCUUCGUUCAUCCUUGGUCCCUGGUCCCACCGGCGUCCCUACUUCGUGGAGACGUUCGGUGUCCGCCGACAUCGCAAGGAUGAACAGGUUUAUCUACAUCGAGAUUCCCUGGUGCUUCGUUCGUCCUUGGUCCUUGGUCCUACCGGCGUUCCUACCUCGAGGAGACGUCCGGUAUCCGUAGACAUCACAAGGAGGAACAGGUUUAUCUGCAUCGAGAUUCCCUUCUUUAUCGGUCGUUGGUGAGAACAGAAUUUCAGAAAAAACAGGGGCCUUAUUAUUGACGACGUCCGGCCAUUUUACAUGGUAGUGGGAAUAAUACAAGGACAACAGCCCCUAACUAUUGAUAGAACUUUCUCAAGUGCUCUACGUUCCACAUCCCGGCAUGGUUCCCCUCCAUGGUGUGGAGGAGGAACGUCCCCUGGUUAUAUCUUCUGAUGAUCCGGUAAGGUCCUUCCCAG